AUGGAUUACCCCUCCCAAAGCACUGGCUCUGCCCAAAUAGACCAUGACCCCCAAACUCCAGCUCAUAACAACAUCUUCUCUUCGACCACUCGCAAAGAGGAGCUCAGCCCACCUGAACUUACUCGCUGGACUGAAUUCAUAGAGAAAUAUCCAGGGUAUGCGGAUAUUCCAAAGGAGCACCGAGGAGAUCGAGGAGAGCGCAAGCGGAGAGAACAUGAUGUUGUUGACAAAGACUUUAGCUUGGAGGAAUUCGGAGACCCAUUUGAUGAUACCGAUAUGGUAGAGAAGCUGUGA
This is a messenger RNA of Penicillium taxi, 294 nucleotides long. RefSeq lists its product as uncharacterized. The transcript is spliced from 3 exons. Lineage: Eukaryota; Fungi; Ascomycota; Eurotiomycetes; Eurotiales; Aspergillaceae. Bases 1 to 294 code for a protein of 97 amino acids. The record is from RefSeq and is a predicted model, not a curated record.